UGUAGUUGGGCGAAGUCUGUCAAUAGUGUGGAGUAGUUUAUCACCACAAGCUUUGGCAGAAUUCGGAAACUUCUUCAGAUAAUUCGUCCUUGUAUUCCAUGAGAUGCUUUACUGUUAUCGUUUCUUGAAGUGAGGUGUUCUCAAGUUUCAUUUUCUUGCAAGUGAAAGGACAGGAUUCACGAGUCGAGAUGAGAGACAAGCAGUCACCAGGUGACACAUACAACCAUAAAGAGCAUGUCUACGCCGACCCGGUCGCUCUCCGGAAGGAGAUCGAGCGAGAGAGACAGGAAGAGGAUGCAAAGAGGAAGAAGGCUGCCGAGGAAGAGGUGAAACUCCGAGCAGCUACCCCACCUCCACUCCCCACAGGACCCCGUAAAGGUGCUAGUGGUAGCAUCAUGUACGCUGAGCUAGAGAAGAAGACGAAUAUACCGAGCGUCAGGGAUCUCGGCAGCCGGUUUGGGGGUACCUUGUCCCGUCCCGUUCGACGGCAGAGCGAGGACGACCAGGUACCGCCGCCGGUACCUGCCGUAACAGACACUCGAAAUAUUCUCGACUCAGACUCACCGCCCGUCAGCCCGAGUGCGGUUACAAUAGAUGGGAGCUUAAUGAGUGUUAGCUCUCCACUUAGUGUCAUAGACAAUGACAUGAACAUUUCAACUGAAGACACAAACAAACAACAGGCAAUUUCAAAUGACGGGAAUGCUAACAUUUCUAUUCCUGAAGAAGAGUCAAUGACGCCUAACAAUAAUGAAGACGAAAUAACACAGCAACCAGAAUCUUCCUCCAAUGUGUGUGAAAAUAAGAGCGAGGUCGUCAUCGACGUGAAAAUAAACUCCGAGUUCGGUUUCGACAUCGGAGCUGACAUCCCAGAACUUCGUGAAAACGAAACAAGUGAUGAAAACUGCGGCAUAAAACUUGUGAAAAAUAUACCACGGGAUGCGUUUACCGAGGAGAGCAGCGAAACAGUCCAAUCAUCGGAGAAACCCGUACCAGUUCCAGACGCUAGCUCAGCGGCCAGCAAGGCAGAGCAGGGUUCGGUAGCUGGGUCGGCCGUAGGCAGCACAAACUCGUCCAAGACAAGAAAGAAGAAAGAUGUAGAGUCUGGGAUAGGCUCUGUCAGUCAUCAACGACGGAAUCUUAUCAUUGUAUCAUUGUUUCUGCUCAUUCUACUCAUCUUAAUCUCAGCUGUUGUUAUAUUCCUGCUAGGCCAAAGUUGGAGUCAAAAUUAGUAGACCAAAACCAUUCAAACCGAUACCUCUUUUUCUGAGUCCCACUCUUUAAAGUGAGUAUUAACCCAAUGAACUAAACAGAUUCAGUAUCACUCGAAAUAUUGCGUGGUUUUCCUUUUUACCUCGUCGACUACCACGGUCGGCCAUUUCAGUGGGAGUCAACUAAUGUUUGACU
Messenger RNA from Asterias rubens (European starfish), 1404 nucleotides. RefSeq lists its product as uncharacterized. The record is from RefSeq and is a predicted model, not a curated record. The transcript is spliced from 2 exons. Bases 189 to 1229 code for a protein of 346 amino acids. Lineage: Eukaryota; Metazoa; Echinodermata; Asteroidea; Forcipulatida; Asteriidae.